AUGUUUGUUUUUGACUGGUUCUACAAUGUAUUAGGCUACUUGGGACUUUAUCACAAGAAUGCCAAGAUCUUGUUUCUUGGGCUUGACAAUGCUGGCAAGACGACGCUUCUGCAUAUGCUCAAGGAUGAUCGUGUUGCCGUGCAUGAACCCACACUUCAUCCUAACUCAGAGGAGCUGAUCAUUGGCAAACUACGUCUACGUACAUUCGACUUGGGUGGCCAUGAAACAGCACGUCGUCUAUGGCGAGACUAUUUUGCCACAGUCGAUGGUGUCGUGUUUGUAGUGGAUGCACUGGAUCGUGAACGUUUCCCGGAGUCGAAACGUGAGCUGGAUACGCUUCUAGGCUAUGAUGAGCUCGCGAAUGUGCCGUUCCUGGUACUGGGCAACAAGAUUGACGUGCCACGUGCUGCGUCCGAAGACGAGCUACGUAGUGCAUUGGGAUUGUACGAGACGUACGGCAAGGAAGCUCGUGGUGACAAGGAUACGAGUAUUCGUCCCAUUGAGCUGUACAUGUGUUCUGUCGUGCGUCGGAUGGGUUACGCUGAUGGUUUCCGCUGGAUGGCGCAAUUCUUGUAG
Messenger RNA from Peronospora farinosa, 576 nucleotides. Lineage: Eukaryota; Oomycota; Peronosporomycetes; Peronosporales; Peronosporaceae. The record is from the annotation of a GenBank genome assembly.